AUGAUCAAGUGCAGCCGGAUGGACACAUGCCAGAUUGUGUGCAUCAGAGUCCCACGAUCUCAAGAACUGCUCCAAAAAGAGGUUUCUCUGCUGCUGAGAAUGAAGGAUAAGGGUGCUGAACAACGCAACAUCGUGGAGUAUUUAAUGACCGCAGAGUACGGCUUUGACAGGGCUCUGGUCUUUGAGAAUCUAGACCUCAGUUUGACUAGUUUCUUUAAUCUUCAGUAUCAAGAUAGGUGUGGGGGGGGGCGGAGCCAGCAGAGGGGUGUGGUUGAGGGAUUUCUCACAGCCGCCCCCGAAACGGCAGUUUUGUUCCAGAAUCCCUCAAACCUCGUCCUUGACUUCUGGGAGGGGUAUAAGGCGGGAAACGGGUCGCAGGUAGAAGAACCGGAAGGAAGGAAGCCGGGUCUGAGCAAAGAGAGGGAAACUGAGGGUGGCGUAGCAAAGGAGUGA
Molecule: messenger RNA, 453 nt
Organism: Knipowitschia caucasica
Lineage: Eukaryota; Metazoa; Chordata; Actinopteri; Gobiiformes; Gobiidae
Source: the annotation of a GenBank genome assembly